Messenger RNA from Dromaius novaehollandiae (emu), 2471 nucleotides. It is a transcript of the gene GLRA2, whose product is annotated as glycine receptor alpha 2. Gene Ontology annotation, molecular function: glycine binding; extracellularly glycine-gated chloride channel activity; transmitter-gated monoatomic ion channel activity involved in regulation of postsynaptic membrane potential. The record is from RefSeq and is a predicted model, not a curated record. Bases 531 to 2009 code for a protein of 492 amino acids. Gene Ontology annotation, cellular component: synapse; neuron projection; postsynaptic membrane. The transcript is spliced from 10 exons. Gene Ontology annotation, biological process: nervous system process; response to amino acid; chemical synaptic transmission. NCBI's taxonomy places the organism in Eukaryota, Metazoa, Chordata, Aves, Casuariiformes, Dromaiidae.
CAGUACUGACACCUCACUGCCAAAAGACAAGGGAAAAAAAAGAGAGAGAGAAAAAAGAUCAACCCAGUAGCCCCACCACCAUUCAUAAAUACCCGUUUUCAAAGCAAAAGGGGAAUAAAACACACCGACAGCAGAUUGCUCUCAGCAUUGUUCCCUUUUGCAUGAUCCUCUUUGGGUAGCAGGGUUUCCUCUCCUUCCUCUUUCCCCUUUUUUUUCUUUCUUUUCCUUUUCUUUUUUUUUUCUCCAUCAUCCAGUAAAAGCAAGGCGGGGGAACGAGCAGGUCUGAUGCUUUGUCUCUUUUGUGCUGGCUGCUGGAGAUGAGCCUAGGCUUGACCUGAACAUGAUUCCAAGGACUGGCACUUCUUUUUUACCCCCUGUUUGUAGAGAUCCAGACCUUCUCUUCCUGAUUGUCAAGAAAAUUAAAUUAUUGCUGAAUUUGGGAAUCUAGGCAGCACCAGCAUACUUUUUCCUUGCAUCUCUGUGGAAUCGUUUCUGGGAUAUUUUCCAAAUCAUCACAGAAAGCAGGAGGAAUGAACCGGCAGCUAGUGAAAAUUUUGACAACCUUGUUUGCAUUUUUCUUAGAGACAAACCACUUCAGGACGACUUUCUGUAAAGAACAUGAUUCAAGAUCUGGAAAAUCCCCCUCACAGACCCUGUCUCCUUCAGAUUUUUUGGACAAAUUGAUGGGAAGGACAUCAGGGUAUGAUGCUAGAAUCAGACCAAAUUUUAAAGGUCCUCCAGUAAACGUUACUUGCAAUAUUUUUAUCAACAGUUUUGGAUCAGUCACAGAAACCACAAUGGACUACAGAGUGAACAUUUUUUUGAGACAGCAGUGGAAUGACUCACGUCUGGCUUACAGUGAAUAUCCUGAUGAUUCCCUGGAUCUGGAUCCCUCUAUGCUGGAUUCUAUUUGGAAGCCAGAUUUAUUCUUUGCCAAUGAGAAGGGUGCAAACUUCCAUGAUGUGACAACAGACAACAAGUUGCUGAGGAUUUCUAAGACUGGAAAAGUGUUGUACAGUAUCAGGCUGACUUUAACCUUAUCCUGUCCCAUGGACUUGAAGAAUUUUCCUAUGGAUGUACAGACAUGUACAAUGCAGCUAGAGAGCUUUGGCUAUACUAUGAAUGAUCUGAUAUUUGAGUGGCUAAGUGAUGGGCCUGUGCAAGUUGCAGAAGGUUUAACCUUGCCACAGUUUAUUCUGAAGGAAGAUAAAGAACUCGGUUAUUGCACAAAACAUUACAACACUGGAAAGUUUACAUGCAUUGAAGUCAAGUUUCAUUUGGAGCGUCAGAUGGGAUACUAUUUAAUCCAGAUGUACAUUCCUAGCCUGCUGAUUGUCAUUUUGUCCUGGGUUUCUUUCUGGAUCAACAUGGAUGCUGCUCCAGCUAGAGUCGCACUGGGUAUCACUACAGUUUUGACAAUGACCACUCAAAGUUCAGGAUCCAGAGCUUCCCUCCCAAAAGUCUCCUAUGUAAAAGCUAUUGACAUCUGGAUGGCUGUGUGCCUUCUCUUUGUCUUUGCUGCAUUACUGGAAUAUGCAGCAGUCAACUUUGUUUCACGACAGCACAAGGAGUUUCUGAGACUUCGAAGAAGGCAAAGAAGACAAAACAAGGCACAGACUGUGACUGUUGGGAAUGAAAGUGUCGAGUCGGUGCGGCGCAUGAAUGGCUUGCGGAGCAAAGAGUCAUCAGCUCACGGGACAGUGAAUCAGAUCGGCAGUUCAAGUUUGAGGGAAGAUGAAGUUGCUCGUGACAGCCGAUUCAAUUUCAGUGGCUAUGGAAUGGGUCACUGUCUCCAAGUCAAAGACGGCACAGCAGUCAAAGCCACUCCACCCAACCCACCUCUGGCACCACCAAAGGAUUCAGAGUCCAUCAAAAAGAAGUUUGUUGAUCGUGCAAAAAGGAUUGAUACAAUAUCCCGUGCUGCAUUCCCACUCGCCUUCCUCAUUUUCAACAUCUUUUACUGGAUUACAUACAAAAUUAUAAGGCAUGAGGACAUUCACAAGAAAUAGGCAACUCUGGUUUGCCAGGACUUGUUAGCCAAAGUGAUACACAUGUAAAUAAAAAGUGAAAUGUCUUUCUGUCAUUUGGACUAAAGGUUUCUUUUUUCCCCCCAGGACACUGAAGAGAAAAAGAACAAAAAGAAAAAAAUUAUAGAAAGAAAAGUGAUUGCAUGAAACAAUAUGCCAUCAAACCAGUCAAUAAGCGUUCACCAUAUGUACUUUCAGUGUUGUUCUUCCAGAUUCAGCAUUGAUCACACAUCUGUAAAUGGGGACAAAUUUUACCCAACUUUAUCACCAAAAUAUUAUCUUUAAAAACAAGAGAAUCAGAAAACAAACUAUCCUCCUAAAACAUCUACCAAGACACUCUGGUGGCUACAGUACAGUGAGUUAUAAGAGGACCAAACUUCUUCAGGAUAGUGUUGCCUUUCUAUUUGAAACAAGUCUACUGAGCUACAUUCCAUGACCAUGUCU